UGUGUACAACCCUAUUCACAUAUAGAUAGCCGUGGAUUGUAUCCCACUCACUUAUUCUAAUCUUAAAUAGGUUACGUUUAUUUGAUCAAAUACAGCUAGGUGUAAAAUGGAUGAAGUUAAUAUAGCAGGUCUUGUUUCUGUGAUAAUCUUUUACGUGUUAAUUCUUGGAAUUGGAAUCUUUGCUGCAAGAAAAGCAGCUAAUGCGACAACCACAGAUGUGUUGGUUGCUGGGAGAGACAUGGGAUGGAUAGUUUCCUUCUUUACUCUGACAGCUUCACAGGUUGGAGGAGCGUAUAUUAAUGGAACGGCAGAAAUCAUGGCGUCAAGUGGAUUGGUCUGGGCACAAGCACCACUGGGUUAUUGUAUUGCUAUGAUAAUAGCCGGUAAUGUGUAUGCCCCACGGAUGAGAAGAGCUGGUUACGUCACACUAUUUGACCCCUUCCAGAUAAAGCUUGGUAAUAAGGUUGGAACCUUGAUGUGUUUCCCACAGUUCUUGGGUGACAUUUUCUGGACAGCGGCCAUAUUGUCUGCACUUGGUUCGACAGUAUCUAUUAUUUUAUCUAUAGACCGAACUAUAUCUAUUAUAAGUUCAGCAUGUGUAGCUGUAUUCUAUACAUUACUGGGUGGAUUAUGGUCUGUAGCAUAUACUGAUGUUGUACAACUUAUAUGUAUCGCCAUUGGUCUUGUAGUAGCUGUACCAUUUGCCAUGACUCACGAAUCUGUCGAUCUGGACAGGAUUGACAAUACGUGGAAGGGUGAGAUACAAACUCCACACAUAGGACUUUAUAUAGAUGUUUGUUUUUUACUUGUGUUUGGUGGUAUACCAUGGCAGGAAUUUUUCCAAAGAGCACUGGCCUGUAAAACCGUCCAACGAGCAAGAAUUUCCGCAUUAGUUGGAAGUUUUGGGAUGAUACUUUUCGCCAUCCCAUCAGCUUUAAUGGGGGUGGCAGGAUCAGCUGCAGACUGGAACCAGACCGCUUAUAAUGGAACUAUACCAAUACCACCAGAAAAGAUGAGUUAUAUCUUACCAUUAGUUUUACAAUAUCUCUGUCCUCUACCUGUUUCCAUUAUUGGUAUGGGCGCCAUUGCUGCUGCUGUCAUGUCGUCUGCGGACUCGGGCAUUUUAUCAUCCGCUUCAGUUUUUACUAAAAACAUUUAUGUCCAAUUAAUUAGAACGAAGGCAUCUGAUAGAGAAGUCAUAUGGGUCCUUCGUAUAGCGGUUGUUGUUUCUGGAGCCUUGGGUACGGCGCUUGCCCUAAGUGCCAAUAGUGUGUAUGGUUUGUAUAUCAUGUGUGGAGAUCUGAUGUACGUCAUCCUCUUCCCGCAGUUCACAUGCGUUCUGUUUUUAGAAGUAACCAAUGGUUACGGAUCCAUAGUUGGAUUCUUCUUGAGUUGCAUUCUAAGAAUUUUGGGAGGAGAGCCAUACCUUGGUCUGGAGCCGAUUAUUAAAUAUCCGUUUUAUACAGAUGAAUUUGGACAAAAUUUCCCUUUCCGUACUUUAAUUAUGAUUUGUAGUUUUAUCGCUAUUAUUUCAGUGUCUAAACUAACCGAGGUGUUGUUCAAAGGACAGUACCUACCUCAAAAACUUGAUAUCCUCGGUUGUGCUGACCCAGACUAUAGAACACGGCUGCGGAUACCUUCCGAUGACAGGAAAGAACACGAAAUGCAAGAAUUAAACCCAGCCGUUUUGUAUGAUCAUAAAAAUAUGAGCGAUUCACUUUUACGAAAAGGACAAUAGAUUAGUGAUAUCACACUAAGUAUACUGUUCAAUAAUUCAACCAUGCUUAUUAAUGGACGUCUUCAUUAGCACAGAUGGUGCAGAACUGUGGGACGUUAAGCCCCGUUUCAUUUCAUUUAUUUGACAAAUAAAUUUAUUUUCGUUCAGUAUUAGCCUGAAACAGCUGAUCCCUUCCCUAGCCCUAUUUCUUUUUGGUGGCUAUGUUUUGUCGAUCAUUUAGUGUUGCGCUGUCUAUUUCAUUCUAACAUUUUAUACUAUACAGUUUCCCACUAUCACGAUUCGUGGUGUGAUCGAAAUCGUAGUUUUAAUCGUGGAGUAAUCGUUGUGAUCUUAGGUCUUAUCAUAUAUUUUAAUUAUUUUUUGUAUUUAGGCCUACCUUUUAAAGGAGCUAAGCCUCUAACUCAAUAUUUUCCUGCAUAUUUGAAAUUAAAAACACGAAUUAGAAUUCAAUAUUGAUCAAUUUCAAUCAAUAUUGAUAUUGUUAUCUUGCUGUGAAACUAUAGCAUCCUAAUAUCCAAUAUUUAAGACACAAUACAUGUGCUUUGUAACCAGUGCACGAGUUGUGUGUGUACCCUGUGGUUUCGGGAGCCAUUUUGUAUGCACAAAUAAAAACAUAACCUACAACACAAUAUGGAAGUAAUUAGUAACGGCUGAUUCACUAACGACAAA
Messenger RNA from Patella vulgata (common limpet), 2407 nucleotides. RefSeq names its product high-affinity choline transporter 1. The transcript is spliced from 8 exons. Gene Ontology annotation, biological process: transmembrane transport; acetylcholine biosynthetic process; choline transport. The coding region runs from base 107 to 1738 and encodes 543 amino acids. Gene Ontology annotation, molecular function: choline:sodium symporter activity. Lineage: Eukaryota; Metazoa; Mollusca; Gastropoda; Patellidae. Gene Ontology annotation, cellular component: plasma membrane. The record is from RefSeq and is a predicted model, not a curated record.